AUUCCGUUUCCUUUUGCUAAUCUUUCCUAUAAAUGCUAACAACGAUCCUUCCCUAGUCUCUUCCCUUUCUCUAUCUCCUCUUCCCCACAUCCUUUAUCUCCAUCUCCAUUCUUUGUUCUUGUGGAAGUCUGUUUCCUUUAAAUUCAAGCUUACCAAAAGCCUGUCUUUAAAAUCAAAUAUUCUUGGCCUCUUGUCUUUCAAUUCCCCAAUUAUAAUCUGGGGUUUUGCAAGCCCCUCUUGUUCUUUUCAUCUUUCCGACUUCCUUCUUUCCUGAAGGGGUUUUUAGCCAAGAUUCAUGUUUAAUUUAUUCUCCUUAAUGUUUGAAAUACAUGUCUCAAAUUCUUAGUGAACUGUUUACUUCCGGGUGUAUGAUCAAUUCCACUUAUUGGCGCAGAACCCAUCUAGUUCAAUCUUUCUCAGUUGUCUUCCUCUACUGGUUUUAUUACAUUUCAUGAUUCUUCCUCUAUAAACUAACCCCUAUAUAAAUCUAUCGUUCUAUAUCUAUCUAUAUUUAGAUCUAUAAGUAAUCAUAUAAUUAAACUAAACCUUAAUUACCUCUGGGUCUUGUCAUUUCUCUCUCAAAAUCUUCAGUUUUAAGUUUCCUGAUUAAAGUUUCCACUUUUAGUAAUUUUCAUGGCUUCCUCUAGUGGCACAACGACGUCGUCUGGUGGUUCAGAUCUUCAAGGAGAAAUGGAUCAAAGGAAAAGGAGAAGAAUGAUUUCUAACAGAGAAUCAGCAAGAAGAUCGAGGAUGAGGAAGCAAAAGCACAUGGACGAUUUGAUGACUCAGCUGAGUCAACUCAGGAAGGAGAAUAACCAGGUGGCGGAGCUCAGCCAUCGGCUUCACUCUCUCAACGAGAUCAUUGCCGUCAUGAAACAACCAAUUGACGCCGGAAGUGGGUUUGCGGAGGAACAGUACGUGGGAAGUGACACUGAGUUCGGCGACGAGUUUAUCAACAACUCACUGAGUUUUCUUUACGCCUGUCAACCUAUCUUGGCUUCUGCUGACAUGAUUAUGUACUGAGUUGAAAGAAGUUUGGGAUGAAGGGAGAAAGUGUCCACUUUCUAAACUUAUAAGAUCAAGGUGGUAAUUUUAGCAUGAAAUUCGGAAACAUCAUUGAUGGAAUUGAUUGAAUGAUGGGAUCAAAAUAUUGGCAUUUAUAGGGGGUAGGGG
This is a messenger RNA of Lactuca virosa, 1173 nucleotides long. NCBI's taxonomy places the organism in Eukaryota, Viridiplantae, Streptophyta, Magnoliopsida, Asterales, Asteraceae. The record is from the annotation of a GenBank genome assembly.